Pseudophryne corroboree (corroboree frog) is the source of this 4061-nucleotide messenger RNA. Its product is annotated as zinc finger protein OZF-like. Lineage: Eukaryota; Metazoa; Chordata; Amphibia; Anura; Myobatrachidae. Bases 121 to 1797 code for a protein of 558 amino acids. The record is from RefSeq and is a predicted model, not a curated record. The transcript has 7 exons. Gene Ontology annotation, biological process: regulation of transcription by RNA polymerase II. Gene Ontology annotation, molecular function: DNA-binding transcription factor activity; RNA polymerase II cis-regulatory region sequence-specific DNA binding.
CGAUGAUCCCGCCCUCUACGUUCCACAGACAGGAAGUGACUUAAUUUGUGAUAGGAAACAAGAGAGUGACCGGCAGCAGCAGUGAGGAACAAGAUUAUCUCCAUUAUAAGUCAGCUGAGGAUGAGACACGUCACUGAGUCACUGAGGAUGGAAAAGGACAGAAGUCAUAUGACUGAGAGGAUACUAAAUCUUACCCUGGAGAUCAUCUACCUGCUGACUGGAGAGGAUUAUACAGUAGUGAGGAAGACAUCUGGUGAGUGUGAGGCACCCAGCAGCCGUCCCCAUGUGUCAGGAGGACUAAGCAGAAUCCAGAGCCCCAUCACGGUGCCUCCACCUCACCCACUGAUACAUGAGAGGCACAAUGACCAGAAGAUCCUGGAACUCACCAACAAGAUCAUUCAGCUGCUGACUGGAGAGGAGGGGGAGUAUAUAGAGGAACACAGGGGUCUGUACAAGGACGUGAUGAUGGAGAAUCACCGGCCCCUCACAUCACUGGAUGGUCCCAGUAACAGAGAUACCCCACAGAGAUGUCCCCGUCCUCUGUAUUCCCAGGACUGUACACAGGAGAAUCAUAGGAUCCCACAGGAGUAUCAGAGUGAAGGUCUGACUUAUAUUAAAGUAGAAGUUACAGAGGGAGAAGAAGAGACGUAUGUGAGGGGUGAUCAGCAGUGUAAGGAGGAGGAAAUCCCUACAGAUAUCAGCACAGCAGGUGGAUGUAGCAGCAGGAAGAUCUCAGAGGAUCAUCCCAUUUUAACUCCAGUUUGUGAAAUAGAAGAUCACUACAUCACCCAGGAUUCUCCAGAAGAAAACGUUAUUAUCCCAAUCAUACAUCCAGAGCUUCACAGUGCAGCUAUAUCAUCUGAUCCCUAUAUUCACGAUGAGAAUGUUCCUGGAACAUCUGAUAUUUGCACCUACAUUACAGCUCUUUCAGUAGAUAAGAUAUUUCCCUGUUCCAUUGAUGCCAAAUGUUUUGCGCAGAGCACACAGCUUAUUACCCAUCAGCCAGCUAAGGCAGUAGAGAAGCCAUUUCCAUGCUCUGAGUGUGGGAAAUAUUUUAGAUACAAAUCGGCUCUUGUUAGACAUGAGAAUCUUCACACCGGUGAGAUGCCAUUUCCAUGUGCUGAGUGCGGGAAAUGUUUUGCACAGAAAUCACAUCUUGUUAGACAUCAGAUAAGUCACACGGGAGAGAAACCAUUUCCAUGUUCUGAGUGUGGAAUGUAUUUCAGAGACAAAUCACAUCUUGUUAGGCAUGAGAGACGUCACACGGGUGAGAAACCAUUUUCAUGUGCUGAAUGUGGGAAACGUUUUACACAAAAAUCACAUCUUGUUAUACAUGAGAGACUUCAUACAGGUGAAAAACCAUUUUCAUGUUCUGAGUGUGGGAAAUGUUUUACACAGAAAUCGGCUCUUCUUAAACAUGAGAGAUAUCACACAGGCGAGAAGCCAUUUUCAUGCUCUGCGUGUGGAAUGUACUUUAGAGACAAAUCACAUCUUGUUAGGCAUGAGAGACGUCACACAGGUGAGAGACCAUUCUCAUGCUCCGAGUGUGGGAAAUGUUUUACGCAGAAAUCAGAUCUUGUUGCACAUCAGAGAAGUCACACAGGUGAGAAGCCAUUCUCAUGCUCUGAGUGUGGGAAAUGUUUUACACAGAAAUCAGCUCUUGUUGCACAUCAGAGACAUCACACAGGUGAGAGGCCAUUUCCAUGUUCUGAGUGUGGGAAAUGUUUUACUCAGAAAUCACAUCUUGUUAAACAUCAGAGAAGUCACACAGUUGAGAAACCAUUUGCAUGCUCUUAGUGAUGGAACUGGCAGAUAUCAGAUCAUGGUAAACCCUGCCACACAGGUGACACUUUGUACGUUUUCAAGUGGAAACAUUUUAUCUAAAGAACAAAUCUCAUUAAGCAUAUUAUUUCUCCUGAUAUUGGGGUUAAUUCAGAGCUAAUCACUGUUGUACGAAUUCGCAAGGCGGACGAUUAUCGAUCGUCUGCUUACGGAUCAUAGUGCACACCCGUGAGGCCAAAUUGCUAAAAAAAAUCCAGUGUCCUUUUUGAUCGCUGGGCGUACGCAAGUUGAUUGACAGGAAGCCAGCGUUUGUGGGUGGUAACUGGACGUUUUCUUAAGAGUGUCAGGAAAAACGCAGGCGAUCCCAAGCGUUUUCAGGGAGGGUGUGUGACGUCAGCUCCGGCCCUGAUCAGCCUGUUUCUAUCUCACUGUAGGAGUUAGUCCUGGGCUACGCACAGACUGGAUAAAUCAUUAGAUGGUGAGUGAGUUGCUGACAUAUUUUGCAGCUGACCGGCAUUUGCAGGGAUUUUUGCACACCGUACACAGACUUGCAAGGGGGGUUCACUCUGUCUGGGCGGCGACUAUCUGAUCGCAAACCUCUGCAAAUUCGCAGAGGAACGAUCAGGUCUGAAUUAGGCCCCUUUUAUUGACCCCUCCUCUCAUUUCUUUGUUACAGACAGUAAAGGGCUGAGCUGGCACUAUUCCAUUGACUGUAUAGUGUAUUUGUUAUUUUUCUUGUUAUCCAUCUUGAGUGAUGCAAUUGGUACGGGCCGCUAAGAAAUUAGUGACUGGUAUGCCAUACCCCUUAUCACCUUACUGCUGGCACCAGGCUUGGACUGGCCCACAGGGGUACAGGAGAAACCACUGGUGGUCCCUCUGCCUGGGGGCCCACCUCCUGCUCUAAGGGUCAGGUUCCAGAUUGUGCAUUUGAAUUAUACAUCAUACAUAUGUUACCUUAUACUGGACUAUGGUGUAUUUUCUACAGUGCAUUGCUGUUAUUAAUCUGUUACAUUAUCAUGCAUGCAACAGAUGAAUUUACUGUACAUAUUUAUGAAGGGGCCCAGACGUUGCACUCUCUAAUGGUUAGUCAAACCAAUGAGGUGGCAGGCCACACCCCCUCUGCAGACUGGCCACACCAUUAAACAUGGGCUCCUACCACUGCAUUUCCCCCGUGGGCCCUACAUGCCCCAGUCCGACACUGGCUGGCACUAAUAGUUGUGCGCUGUGACCGACCCUGGGCUGUGAGUGACUGGAGGCAGCCAGCGCUUCCCGGAGUGCUGUACUUGCCCCAAAAGUGGCCAAAAAAAUGGUGGCGUGAUGUGUAGACAGGCCCAUGUAACACAUGGCCACGCCCAUUAUUGGUGCAUGAAUGUGCAGACAAUACCAGCAAUUACAUUAAAUCUACUUGCAGCACGGUCCAUAUGUGUGUGGUCUGACUAGAAUCACAGUGCGUGUAUAUUUAUAUAUCAUCCAGAUUUCAUUUUAUGCUGUAUACACUGAUAUUUUCCUAACCGCUACACUGUAAUAUCUUAUAAUGUUAUCUUUCUGUCAACUGUGACAUCGCUUUAUAUUUUGGCUUUAUGAAAUACAUUUCAGCGCUAAUUGCAACAAAAUAAGAGUUUUGAUCUGGUUUUCCCCUCUCUUCUACUAUGAGGAGAGAGGGGCUCAAUGAUGAGGGGAUCUAUUCAUUAAAGGUAAGUUUAUGGAAAGGGGUUUUAACGACCCCAAACGAGGUUGCUCAGGACCGGUAGACCCUGCGGAGGAUUUACCGGAUCAAUGUAGCGUAAGUAACAUUUUAGCUGUUACCUGUCCUAGUUUUACCCACACACUCAAUGUUUGGUCUUUUGGUGGAAUUUUCCUUUAAGACCUACAAGACGCACAGCAACGAUCAGGUCUGAAUCACCACCCCAUGUUGUGAAUUCUCUGUAGCCCUUGCUUAUCUGUCCGAGAAACCCUGGGUUACAAGCACACAAGAAACCUUCAGACACACAAUCUAUUCUGGUAUUGAAAGGGUUAAAUACCAAAGAUGGGGGAGGAUGUCAAGGAGCAGUUUCAUAAAUGUGUGUUGUAGCUGAAUCAGUGUUAUUCUCUAAAGGUAGCCACAUGGCUAAAAUGCCCAACUGCUAUCAUGAGGGACCUUAAUCCGUACAUUGUUGAAUUUGAAGGUAAUACCUAAACUUUGUUUUUAUCCUUUUUAUUUUCUUUGAAAUUGUCUGUAAUCUGUGUGUACUUUAAAAUAUUCAUAUACUCUUUGUAAUUCUUUUUUUUAAACUGUAAGC